AUGCUUCUAAACUCUGAGCUAAGAACCAAACUAAAUCUCUUGCCUUAUUUGUUCCAGGUGGGAUUCUUGAAGAUUAGCCACAAAUAUGAGAUAACGUUCCUGCUGCCGACGUCACAGAACUUGGGGCAGAGCUCCUGCUGCACCCCACUGCCCAGCCACUACUUGAAGGUGGUCGAGAUCACCCCAGUGCCAGAAGGCCACCGGAUGAAGUGCGAGUACAUGGCGCACAAGGAGGGGGUAAUCAGAGAGGAAAUGUUGAUCGCCAGCGAACUCAAGGACAGCGCCUCGGUGAAAGUGACGUUGCAGGCCAGAGUCCUGGAUCGUCUGCACGGGACCCCCAUGCUGCUGGAAGGGGUCAAAUGCAUCGGCUCCGAACCAGAGUAUGACUCCGAGCAAAGUGACUGGCAGGGCUUCGAUUAGACGCCACCACAUCUCUACACUGCCUUCAGCCUCAGUGGCCACCUCCCAAUGUCACACUCGCUAAGCUGUGAAAUCCUCUUUUUUCUUCCCUCUUUCCAUUUCCCCAUUCUAUCCCUUUUUCUCUCACUCUUUCCUUCAUUCCACCUUCCUCUUUGUCUCUCUUUCUCACUCUCUCUCUCCCUCUCUUUCCCUCUAAUAUUCUUUACCUUUCUCUCAUUCACUAUUUAUUUCACUCUCUCUAUUUCCUCUCAUUUUUUUCCUUUCUUUUUCUUUUCACACUUUCUGUUCUUUCUCUAUUUUCACUCGAUUUCUUUUGCUCCCUUUUUUCACUUUCAGUUCUUUAUUUUCAUUGGAUUGCUUUCUCUAUUUCAUUCACUAUUUAUUUUCUCUCUUUUCAUUUUCUCUCUGUAGUUCUUUCUCUCUUUCUCUAUUUCAUUCACUCUUCCUGUUCUUUAUUUUCACUCGUUGUCUGUCACUAUUCCUUUCUCUCUUAAUUUCUAUCACUCUUUUUUCAUUCUUUCUGUUCUUCCUCUAUUUUCACUAUCGAUUUCUCUCUUUUUCUUUCACUUUUUCUCUCUUUAUUUUUUUACUAUUUCUCUAUUUUCACACAAUUUUUCUCUCUAUUUCACUUUCUUCAUUUCUAUCACUUUUUUUUACUCUUCUGUUCUUUUUAUUUUCGCUCUCACUUUCAAUUCUGUUCCCUUUUUAUUUCUUCCUCUCUUUAUAUUUCUUUUUCUCUAUUUUCACUUGAUUUAUUUCUUCCUUUCACUCUCUCUCUCUCGCACUCGCUCUCCCUCUGUCUGUCUCUCUCUCUACCUCUCUCGUCUCUCUCUCUCUCUCCAUAUAUAUAUUUUGUAAUUUGAUAUUCCGCUUGUAAUGUAAUUUCCCCCUUGAGCAUUCAAUAUAUGUGAAUGCAAAUGCAAUUAAGCGUUGCCUAUGAGAAGUAUAAUGGGAGCAUAAUGUCGGAUGCACUGGGGAUUAUAUGCAUUGAUUGUUCAGUGAAGUACAAUGCAGAAUGUGUUUAUUUUGUGAAAUAAAUGAAAUACAUUGUUAA
This is a messenger RNA of Leucoraja erinaceus (little skate), 1474 nucleotides long. Its product is annotated as UPF0687 protein C20orf27 homolog. The transcript is spliced from 3 exons. The coding region runs from base 1 to 420 and encodes 139 amino acids. NCBI's taxonomy places the organism in Eukaryota, Metazoa, Chordata, Chondrichthyes, Rajiformes, Rajidae. The record is from RefSeq and is a predicted model, not a curated record.